Messenger RNA from Rotaria sordida, 1614 nucleotides. Lineage: Eukaryota; Metazoa; Rotifera; Eurotatoria; Philodinida; Philodinidae. The record is from the annotation of a GenBank genome assembly.
AUGAUACGAAUCUUUCUAUUCUUUUUCUGUCCACUUAUUGUUUCAACAGUACCAUUACCGUAUGCAGAAUGGGCUCAUUAUCAUAUGGUUUGGUUACAUAAUACACAUACGAAUCAAGUUGAUAUUCAAGCAAUGUUUGAUAGUUAUCUUGAACAUCAUAUUCCAGUUGGUAUUGUCAAUAUUGAUUCACGUUGGGAGACUAAUUUUAAUACGUUUAUAUUCGAUCCAGAAAAAUUUCCAAAUAUUCGACAAAUGCUCGAUAAUAUUCGAGGAAAAGGUGUUCAUAUUGUUCUUUGGAUGACAUCAUUUAUUAAUAUUGAUUCACCAAAUUAUCAAUAUGCACAAGAACAUGGAUAUUUAUUCAAUAAAACACUUAAAUGGUGGCAUGGUGAAGGACGAUUAUUAGAUUAUUUUAAUGACCAUGCUGUCAAUUGGUGGCAUAGUCAAAUUGAACGACUUCUAGAUACUGUCGGUCCAAUUCAUGCAUUUAAAGCCGAUGAAAGUGAUCGAUAUAUUGAAAAACUCCAUGAUCCACGUAUAACAUGGCUUAAGUAUCGAACAGCUUAUUACAAUGACACAUUUCAACUUUUGCGUCGUUUAAUUGGUCCAGAUGCUUUAAUUAUGUCUCGUCCUGUUGAUGACAAUCUAGAAUGGUCACCACGUGAAAUAGUAUUUAUGGGUUGGGUUGGUGAUGAAGAUGGAACCUAUGACGGAUUGAAGACAGCACUUCGAUAUAUGCUUGAAAGUGGUAGUCGUGGUUAUGUCGGAUUUGGAUCAGAUAUUGGUGGAUAUGGAACUGAUUCGAGUGCAGGUCCACUUGGUCGCACGAAAGAACUAUUUCUUCGAUGGACAGCCAUUGGUGCAUUGAGUUCAUUUAUGGAAAAUGGAGGUGGUGGUGAACAUUUACCAUGGAAAUUUGAUAAUGAAACGGUUGACAUUUAUCGAUCAUGGGUUAAUUUACAUUAUUCAUUAAUUCCUUAUCUGUAUACUGAAGGUACUAAGGUUGCUCUGUAUCAAAAUGGUACACUUAUGCUACCAUGUAAUGAUAUCGAAUGUUUCUUAACACAUGCCUAUUUUCUUGGUCCAUCUGUCUAUGUUGUACCUGUUCUACGUGAUCCAACUCCCAAGCAAACACAACAUAUUUGGCUUCCAUCAUCACCUACAGGCAAAUGGAUUUCGGGUUUUAAUGCCUCUAUUACACACAAAGCUCGUUCGUUUAUUUUUGAAGAUACAAGUCGUCUCGAUCGAAUUCCAUUCUAUGUUCGACAAGGAACACUAAUGCCUAUGUAUGAUCUUGAACAAAGUCAAGCACUCGAUGCUUAUAGAUUUGUUCUAUGGGGCAAAAUAACAAGACGAAAUCAACCGUUAAUAUCAUCUCUAUUUACACGUGAUGGUCAAGAAUGGAUUCUUGAAUUUGAUUUCGUUCGAAAACAUUUGAUAACUCGUUUCGUUCAUUGGUACAAAUCAAACGAUGAUCAACAACUAACAACAUACACAUGGCAAUUUUGUCAAUAUAUCAGUGAACAACCACUGUGUACUUCCGAAAGACAACAACUACGAGAUAAUUCUUGGAUUGAAUUGAAAAGUUUAGUAUAUGAGAAAAAUUUAAAUUAG